Molecule: messenger RNA, 7791 nt
Organism: Orycteropus afer afer
Lineage: Eukaryota; Metazoa; Chordata; Mammalia; Tubulidentata; Orycteropodidae
Gene: POLQ
Product: DNA polymerase theta
Exons: 30
Coding region: 1-7791 (2596 amino acids)
Biological process (GO): double-strand break repair via alternative nonhomologous end joining; DNA-templated DNA replication
Molecular function (GO): ATP binding; DNA binding; DNA-directed DNA polymerase activity
Source: RefSeq, a predicted model, not a curated record
AUGAACCUUCUUCGCCGAAGUGGGAAACGGCGGCGUUCAACUUCAGGCUCAGACUCCGGCUCUGGAAGCGGCGGUGACGGCAGUGACAGCCCUCAACUCCCCUUGGGUUCCGUGCUGAGCCCGCCCCCGGGCCUGGGUCGCAAUUUGAAGGGUCACGGCCGCCGGGCGGUCGCUGCUGCAGGGUCACGCAAGCAGGCACUUCCUGAGGAUCAAGUAGACAAGCUGCUAUUGGCAAAUUGGGGAAUUCCUGAAGUGGUGCUAGAGAAAUACCACAGUUUUGGUGUAAAAAAGAUGUUUGAAUGGCAGGCAGAGUGCCUUUUGCUUGGACAUGUCCUAGAAGGAAAGAAUUUAGUCUAUUCAGCUCCUACAAGUGCUGGGAAGACUCUUGUUGCGGAAUUACUUAUUUUGAAACGGGUUUUGGAAAUGAGGAAGAAAGCUUUGUUUAUCCUGCCCUUUGUCUCUGUGGCUAAGGAGAAGAAAUACUAUCUUCAGAGCCUGUUUCAGGAAGUAGGAAUAAAAGUAGAUGGUUAUAUGGGCAGUACCUCUCCGACAGGGCAUUUCUCUUCCUUGGAUAUUGCUGUCUGCACAAUUGAGAGAGCCAAUGGUCUGGUCAAUCGCCUCAUAGGGGAAAAUAAGAUGGAUCUCCUAGGAAUGGUGGUUGUGGAUGAAUUGCAUAUGCUGGGAGACUCUCACCGAGGCUAUCUGUUGGAGCUUUUGCUGACCAAGAUUUGCUAUAUUGCUCAGAAAUCAGCAUCUUGCCAGGCAGAUUUAGCCAGUCCUCAGUCUAAUGCUGUGCAGAUUGUUGGCAUGAGUGCUACUCUUCCUAAUUUGGAGCUUGUGGCUUCCUGGCUGAAUGCUGAGCUCUAUCACACCGACUUUCGCCCUGUACCACUUUUGGAAUCAGUAAAAAUUGGAAAUUCCAUAUACGACUCUUCAAUGAAGCUUGUGAGAGAAUUUCAACCCAUGCUACGGGUGAAGGGAGAUGAGGACCAUAUUGUUAGUUUAUGCUAUGAGACUAUUCAUGACAGCCACUCAGUAUUACUUUUCUGUCCAUCAAAGAAAUGGUGUGAGAAGCUGGCAGAUAUUAUUGCCCGGGAGUUUUAUAAUCUACACCAUCAAGCUGACAAAAUGGUAAAACCACCUGAACUUCCAUCAGUGAUUCUGGACCAAAAGGGCCUCCUGGAAGUGAUGGAUCAGUUAAAACAUUUGCCUUCAGGACUGGACUCUGUAUUACGAAAAACCAUCCCAUGGGGAGUAGCAUUUCAUCAUGCAGGUCUUACUUUUGAAGAGAGGGAUAUCAUUGAAGGAGCCUUCCGUCAAGGCAUCAUUCGAGUCUUAGCUGCAACUUCUACUCUUUCAUCUGGGGUGAAUUUACCUGCACGCCGUGUGAUUAUCAGGACUCCUAUAUUUAGUGGUCAAUCUCUAGAUAUUCUUACUUACAAACAGAUGGUUGGUCGUGCUGGAAGGAAAGGAGUUGACACAGUAGGUGAGAGUAUCUUAGUUUGUAAGGACUCUGAAAAGUCAAAAGGCAUAGCUCUCCUUCAAGGAUCUCUAAAACCUGUUCACAGCUGUCUACGAAGACAAGAGGGAGAGGAAGUAACUGCCAGCAUGAUAAGAGCUAUUCUGGAGAUAAUAGUUGGUGGAGUGGCAAGUACAUCACAAGACAUGCAGACUUAUGCUUCCUGCACAUUUUUGGCUGCAAGUAUGAAAGAAGGGAAGCAGAAAAAUCAGAGAAAUCAAGAUUCUGUACAACUUGAAGCAAUUGAGGCCUGUUUGACGUGGCUGCUAGAGAAUGAAUUUAUCCAAAUUAUAGAAGUUGGUGAUGGAGCAGAAGGAAAAGUUUAUCAUCCUACACAUCUUGGUUCGGCUACUCUUUCUUCUUCACUCUCUCCAAUGGAUACUUUAGAUAUUUUUGCUGACCUCCAAAGAGCAAUGAAGGGAUUUGUUUUAGAGAAUGACCUGCAUAUUGUCUAUCUGGUCACACCAAUGUUUGUGGAUUGGACUACUAUUGAUUGGUACAGAUUUUUUUGUUUAUGGGAGAAGUUGCCAACUUCUAUGAAACGUGUAGCAGAGCUAGUUGGAGUUGAAGAAGGGUUCUUGGCUCGUUGUGUGAAAGGGAAAGUAGUAGCUAGAACUGAGAGACAGCACCGGCAAAUGGCUAUCCAUAAAAGGUUUUUCACUAGUCUUGUGUUACUAGAUUUAAUCAGUGAAGUUCCCUUAAAGGAGAUUAAUCAGAAAUAUGGAUGUAAUCGUGGACAAAUUCAAUCUUUGCAACAAUCAGCUGCUGUUUAUGCAGGGAUGAUCACAGUGUUUUCCAACCGCUUGGGAUGGCACAACAUGGAACUACUACUUUCCCAAUUUCAGAAGCGUCUUACAUUUGGCAUCCAGAGGGAGCUGUGUGACCUGAUCCGAGUGUCCUUACUUAAUGCACAGCGAGCCAGAUUCCUCUAUGCUUCUGGCUUUCUCACUGUGGCAGAUCUUGCCAGAGCAAAUAUUGUUGAAGUGGAGGCUGUUCUGAAAAAUGCUGUACCUUUCAAAAGUGCCCGAAAGGCGGUGGAUGAGGAAGAGGAAGCAGUUGAAGAACGCCAGAAUAUGCAAACUAUCUGGGUGGCUGGCAGAAGAGGUUUAACUGAAAGGGAAGCAGCAGCCCUUAUAGUGGAAGAAGCCAAGAUGCUUCUGCAACAGGACUUAGUUGAAAUGGGAGUGCAGUGGAAUCCAAAUUCCCUUUUAAAUUCUGAAACACAUUCAUCGACCAGCAGCGGGUCAGAAGUUGAGGAACACACGAUCACUACCCAAACUAAGAAUUCUCGUAAAAGAUUAACAACAUCAAAGAAAAAAAGUAACAUGAUAACAAUUAGUGAUUCUUCUGUUAAGCAUUCACCAAAUACAGUGCAAGAUUUAGGUAAAAGUAGAGACCAUACAGGUUCUUCUCAUAAGCUACAGAAUGGGAAUCAAGAAUGUCAUGUACAUUCCAUUUCCAGAGCAAGAAAACGGCCUUCUUUGAACAUUAGUAGAGAGCAGUUAAGCACCUCUCUCAGGGAGGGAAAAACAGGCAUUAAGAAAGUUGUUCAGACUUUCUCAUCUGAAAAAACAAAAAAAGAAACUUUGAAUUUCAGUUCAGAUAAGUUGAGCACAACCUUCCAAUCUUGGAAACAUAGGAAGCGUCUCAAAAAAACGAGAGACAGGCCUUUAAAAGACUCUGGGAUGCAUAGAAUUGAUUUACAAGGACAGAUUAUGUCUGAUCCUAUUCAUUGUGGAGUUCCCUUAAUCUUAGAGAAGAAUAUCAAAUUUAGAAGUCCAGAGUCAUUUGCUAAAAAUGUAUCCCUCUGUGCCAAGGAAAAAUGUAUCAAAACAUCAUUUCCAUCACAAACAGAGCAAUAUUAUUCAAGGAAUAGAACAGUUACUAGUGAUAUUCUUGCAGAACAUUGUAUCACAGGAUCUGAGAGUCAAAAAGUGACUUCUCAAGCUACUAGUGUGGUUAGCAAAAAUGGAAGAGGACUAGCUGUUGUUGAUACAGAAAAAGGAAAUGAUGUGCUGAUACAACAUGAUUUGAACAAAAAGAAUGUUUAUGUGGAACACCAUGACACCCACCCAAUUCACCAGUGCCAUGAAAUGCAAUCUGAUAAACAGAUAAACACUUACACAAAACAGAGAAAAAUAAUAGAGGGACAAAUACCCCAUGAGGUGGCAAGUAAUCAUAUGAGUAGAGACUCAAAUGUUGUUAAUAUCAGAUGUGAAAAUAUAAAGUUAAAUGUAGAGGAAAAUAAGUCAAAUAAUUUUCAAGCAAUAGGAGAUAAUAUAAGUAGCACUGAGAUACCCAACAGAAUACUAACAUCAACUGGAACAUUUGGUAAAGCAGGAGGUCAUCAUGAGAAUUUUCUAAAUACCUCUCAAAAACAAGAAAAAACAGAUGCUUAUGCAGCAAACAAAACUAAAAGAAAUCAUGUUCCUGAUUUAGGAUUAGCUUUCUGUGAUUUUGAAGAUAGUUUAUACCUGGAUACUCAGUCUGAGAAAAUAAUACAACAGAUGGCUACUAAAAAUGCCAAACAAGAAGGAGCAAAGGACACCACCCUAGCAGCAGGGGUGGUGCAAGAGAGCUUAGACAAAAGUCGCUCAACUAGCUCCUUUCAGAACGAGAUUCACAUUACUUUCCCUGGUGAACAGCAUUCUGUAGGAGUGACAAAGACAGAUCAUUUGGAGUUUAAGACUGUAGAUACCAUGAAACAAAGCACUGAUUCACGUGGGAUUGAUGUACUAACUCCACAAAGUCCAAAUCUUCAUUCUCCAAUACUGUUUUGGGAAAAUGGGCCUUGUUCUAAAGGGAAUGAACUCUCUGUCACUGACUCCCAAUUAAAUAGUUUUCUUCAAGGCUAUCAAACACAAGAAAAUGUGAAACCAAUCAUACCCCUGGUUCCUCAACAGAGUACUCCCACUGGUAUUGAAUUAGAAUGCCUGGCAAUUUCAGAAACAAGUUUGAAUAUGAGUAAUAGUUUACUAUUUGACAGUUUCAGUGAAGACUACCUCGUAAAAGAGCAACCACCUGAUGUACAAGUGAAAGAACCCCUUCCCUCAGAAGGAAUGCUAAAGCAUUCCAAUAAUUCUCUGUCUCUACAACCAGAGGGCCCAACUGAAAAUUCAAAUAUGAAUGAGACCCAAGAUGCUCAGCAGCAAUUGCUCUGUUUCAGUGAUGAGUCUCUUAUGUUUUCAGAAAUGGAUUCUGUUCAGAUGGUUCAAGCCUUGGACAAUGUAGAUCUAUUUCCUAUUCAAGAGAAACACAAUACUGCACUGUCUCUUGAAGCAUUAAGACUAAGAGAUCCAGGGAUUUCAAGUAAUGGUCACCACAGUACAGAAGUCAUUGGAGGAGAUCAAGAUAAAAGGGAUCAAAAAUCCAAAUUAGCUGGUACUAUGCAAAAUAAUUCAUUCAUAUGGUCAGGGGCAUCAUUUGAUUUAAGUCCAGAAUUGCAAAGGAUUUUAGAUAAAGUAUCCAGUCCUCUAGAAAAUGAAAAUCUAAAAUCAAGAACUAUAAACCUAUCUAGUUUGAAAGGAAAAAAUGUAGAGGUAAAUAACAAACAAGAAGAGAUUUCAAAAUUGGAGACAAAUCAAAUGCAGGGAAUUUCAUUUUCCCCCAAUACUGAAGAGAAACACAAGAUUGAGGCCCUAGUGAGCAAUAUCACUCAUGGUGAAGCCUCAUCUCUCUUGCCUUGUAAUGAUGAUAAUGGUCUCAUUCCUCCGACACCCACUCCAGCAUCGGCUUCUAAGCUGGCACUUCCAGGAAUUCUUGGAACAUCUUCUGUAAAACCUCGGAAAACCAGUAAUGUUUUACAACCUGGUGAAAAUUGGCCAUUUGGUUCACCCUCAGAUAUUGAAAACCAUGAUUUAAAUGCAGAAAAUAGAAAUGGUUUCAAAGAAGACAGUCCUAUUAGAAAUACAAGUUUUUCACUGCAAUUAUCACAGGACGAAUCAUACCUAACUCCAACCUCAUGCAGUUUAGAAAAUUUGACCAUAAUUGAUGUAGCCAGUGACCAGGCUCUCUUUCAAACAUUCAUUAAGGAGUGGCAGGGCAAAAAGCGAUUUUCUGUCUCACUGGCUUGUGAGAAAAUCAGUAGUUUGACAUCUUCUAAAACUACUACUAUUGGUGGUAGGUUUAAGCAAGUUAGUUCACUUCAGGAAACUAAUAUUAGAGAUGAUGGAUUUUCUGUUAAAGACCAUGAUGACAUCUUAGUGGUUGGACUGGCAGUAUGCUGGGGUGGAAGUGAUGCCUAUUAUUUUUCAUUACAGAAGGAACAAAAACAUUCUGAAAUCAGUGCUAGUUUGGCACCACCUUCUCUGGAUCCAAGCCUGACUUUGAAAGAUAGGAUGUGGCACCUUCAAUGCUGCUUGCAAAAAGAUUCUGAUAAAGAACAUUCUGUUAUCAUCUAUGACUUCAUCCAAAGCUAUAAAAUUCUUCUUCUGUCUUGUGGUAUCUCCCUGCAACAAAAUCAUGAAGAUCCAAAGGUGGCAUGCUGGUUAUUAAAUCCAGAUUCUAAGGAGCCAACUCUUCACAGCAUAGUUACCAGCUUUCUUCCUGAUGCGCUUCCACUCCUGGAAGGAAUGGAGACCGGACAAGGGAUUCAGAGCCUGGGGGUGAAUAUUAGCACUGAGCACUCAGGGCGAUACAGAGCAUCUGUAGAGUCCAUUCUCGUCUUCAAUUCUAUGCGUCAACUGAAUUCUUUGUUGCAGAAGGAAAAUCUUCAAGGUGUUUUCCAUAAAGUAGAAAUGCCUUCUCAGUACUGCCUGGCCUUGCUAGAACUAAAUGGAAUUGGCUUCAGUACGGUGGAAUGUGAAAGUCAAAAACACAUAAUGCAAGCCAAACUGGAUGCAAUUGAGACGCAGGCCUAUCAACUUGCCGGCCAUAGUUUUUCCUUCACCAGUUCAGAUGACGUUGCUGAGGUUUUAUUUUUGGAAUUGAAGUUGCCACCAAAUGGAGAGAUGAAAAACCAAGGCAGCAAGAAAACUUUGGGCUCUACCAGAAGAGGUCGUGACAAUGGACGAAGGCUGGGAAAACAGUUCAGCACUAGUAAGGAUAUUUUAAAUAAAUUAAAGGCACUCCAUCCUUUACCUGGCUUGAUAUUAGAAUGGAGAAGAAUCAGUAAUGCUAUUACCAAAGUGGUCUUUCCCCUGCAGCGGGAAAAGCGUCUGAACCCUUUUCUUGGAAUGGAAAGAAUCUAUAUGGUAUCACAAUCACACACUGCUACAGGACGAAUUACCUUCACAGACCCAAAUAUUCAGAACGUACCAAAAGAUUUUGAGAUCAAAAUGCCAAUACAAGUAGAGGAAAGCCCACCUUCCCAAGCCCUUGGCAGAGGCCGAAUUUCUAUGAACAGAGGAGGAAAUAAAAGAGUUUGUCACCUGAACCCUGGACACCGGGCCCAGCUGGAGGAGAGAGCCUUGGACAGAGGAAUGCCAUUUUCUGUUAGCAUGCGGCAUGCCUUUGUGCCUUUCCCAGGUGGUGUAAUAUUGGGUGCUGAUUACUCUCAACUUGAACUGAGGAUCUUGGCUCAUUUAUCCCAUGAUCGUCGUCUCAUACAAGUAUUAAAUACUGGAGCUGAUGUUUUCAGGAGCAUUGCAGCAGAAUGGAAAAUGAUUGAGCCAGAGGCUGUUGGAGAUGAUCUGAGGCAACAAGCAAAGCAGAUUUGCUAUGGAAUUAUUUAUGGAAUUGGAGCUAAAUCUCUAGGAGAACAGAUGGGCAUUACAGAAAAUGAUGCUGCUUGCUAUAUUGACUCCUUCAAAUCCAGAUACACAGGGAUUAAUAAUUUCAUGAAAGAGACAGUGAAGAAUUGUAGAAGAGAUGGGUUUGUUCAGACCAUUUUGGGAAGGCGCAGAUAUUUGCCAGGAAUUAAAGACAACAACCCUUACCAUAAAGCUCACGCUGAGCGUCAGGCUAUCAACACAACAGUCCAAGGAUCGGCUGCUGAUAUUGUCAAAAUAGCCACAGUUAACAUUCAAAAGAAGUUGGAGACCUUCCACUCAACCUUCAAAUCCCAUGGCCAUCGGGAAGGAAUGCUCCAGAGUGACAGAAGAGGAUUGUUACCAAAGAGAAGACUGCAGGGGAUGUUCUGCCCAAUCCGAGGAGGCUUCUUCAUCCUUCAACUUCAUGAUGAACUCUUAUAUGAAGUGGCAGAAGAGGAUGUUGUUCAGGUAGCUCAGAUUGUCAAGUCUGAAAUGGAAAGUGCCAUCAAACUUUCUGUGAAACUGAAAGUGAAAGUAAAAAUAGGUGCCAGCUGGGGAGAGCUGAAGGACUUUGAUGUAUAA